AUGUCUAAUCGCUCGGAUACCCCCUGCUCUGAGGAACUGAGAGAGUACUAUGAAGGCAUCCCAGCUCAUUGGCCCGAAAUACCAGCGACCCCGUUCGUAGGAUCCUACAGCCCUUACUGCACGGAGUCCCUAGCUCCAAAUGGCAUCCUGACACCGAUCAGUCUUCCGGACAGCUCGUUUCAUGCCAGCCCAGCAAUCAGUUACCACGGACACGGCUACCACGUGCAUGAAUACCACCAAUAUACCAUCAAUGACCCCCUCUCAGCGCCAGUGGGUCUCGGUAUCUCUGCACCCUUCCCGAGUGAUUACCCCCGGUCUUCAGCCCCGGAUCCCGCUUACCUGUAUGCUCCCAACCCAAGUGGCAUCCAGCAUGGUGUGGGACGAACCCCUAGCCAGUCGCCACAGGGCCCACCCCCAGCCAAGCGUGCCAGACAUCCAUCGUCGGAUGCGUCCUCGCGCGAGCAGCCAAGCAACUCGCCAAGCAACACGCCAAUCAGCAUCGCUCCCAAUCCAGAAGGUGUUCUCCGAAUGGAGCAAGAUCGCCAGCACGUCCAGCCAACUCCACACAUACUCCCCAAGAUCCGGGCCCCAGGCCGCGGCCGACGUGACCCCCAAGCAGAAGAGGAAGACGCAUUUGUAGAAGAGCUGCGAGACCGACAAACGGCCUGGAAGGUCGUGCGUGAGGAAUUCCGCGAGAGAUUUGAUAAAGAUGCCUCCGAGGCACGUCUGCAGAUGCGUCUUCAUCGCCGGCUGCGAGAACGAAUGGUUCGCUGGGAAGAAUCAGAUAUAAAACUCCUGAUCCGCGCCCAUGGGAUCUGGGCAAAAGAUAAAUUCCAUUACCUUUCGGACAAGGUGAGAUUCCUCAUGCUUAUAUGA
Molecule: messenger RNA, 876 nt
Organism: Penicillium egyptiacum
Lineage: Eukaryota; Fungi; Ascomycota; Eurotiomycetes; Eurotiales; Aspergillaceae
Source: the annotation of a GenBank genome assembly